AUCGCAAUCUAAAAAGAGUGGGAAGUUAUCAACUAAGUCUUGAACAAUGUUACUUGCAACAAACGUGUAAUCUCAUUUUUUUUCUCUUAAAAACUAAUUAAAAUAUUGUUAUCUUUAGUAUUUUAUUUGAUUGGAGAUCAUCUCUGUUAAUUUUUGAACUCCCAUGUUUGCUGUUGUUUAAUUAAAGAAAUAAAAGCUUUGUAUUUAUGCAAUAAUACAUGCUAAAGAAAAAAAACCGAAGUAACUUCCACACAACAUAAAAUAUAUUUACUGCAGUAUGUAUUGCUUCGUCCAAGAAUUUAUUAUCAUAUAACUACAUCACAUGAAUAUUUUCAGACCAAAAGCGUGUGUUUCAUGUUUUAUCAUCUUGUCAUGUUGAUGGGUGAUCUCGAUGGGUACAGAGCAGCGCUGAUAUUUUUAUCAUGUGUUUUGCUUAUUAUUUGUUUCCUUCCUGUCGUCCAUCGAAUAGCAGAAAAAUGCUUAGAAUUUUCCUUAAGCAACAAGCCGCUAUAUGAGGAGGUGGAAUCUAGCGAUGAAGACUCAUUGAAUGAAUUCUCUCUGUUGGACAAAAAACACAGAGAAGAAGAUGUGAAUGAAACAUCAGCUUUGUAUACAAAUUACUUUGAUCAUGUUGAAGAAAUCAGAAACAAUGUAGAUACGCUAAUCAUAAAAAGUGAUAUAAAUUCUAACCCUUCACUGCACACUGUUCCUAAAACUUAUCCAAGCUCUGCGGUGGAGAGUUGUCAUCAUGUAGAAUUAGAAACACAAAUGAAAUAUAUCGAAGAAGAAAAAGAAUUAGUCAUUUUAAUAAAAUGUAUUAACAACUUAUUAGCACGAGAAUAUGGUGGUCCGGAGAAAUUAAAAUUCAGUUUAAAACUAAAACAAUCAAAGAAUAAACGAAAAUACAAAAGAAAAUAUUGCACUGGCUAUUUUAAUAUUUCAAAUAACUUUGCUACAGAGUUACCGCCACCUAUCCGUUUUCCUAACGUCUCAUACACUGUGUUGUUGAACUGCACACUCAAGAUAAAAUUAUUUGGUUCCAGACACAACAUGUUAUCUAAAUCAGAGAAGCUGUUGGGUUGCAUACAUGCAUCUUUAGCUGGUUUAUUUACAGGAGUAGAGAAAGAGGUGGCAUUCACAAGAUUUUUUUUACCUUUAGGAAAAGAAAUAAGGUAGUAGUUAUACAA
Messenger RNA from Hydractinia symbiolongicarpus, 1187 nucleotides. RefSeq lists its product as uncharacterized. The record is from RefSeq and is a predicted model, not a curated record. The transcript is spliced from 2 exons. NCBI's taxonomy places the organism in Eukaryota, Metazoa, Cnidaria, Hydrozoa, Anthoathecata, Hydractiniidae. Bases 355 to 1176 code for a protein of 273 amino acids.